Molecule: messenger RNA, 2587 nt
Organism: Larimichthys crocea (large yellow croaker)
Lineage: Eukaryota; Metazoa; Chordata; Actinopteri; Sciaenidae
Gene: mnmip1
Product: SH3 domain containing 21
Exons: 17
Coding region: 185-1678 (497 amino acids)
Biological process (GO): actin filament organization; cell migration
Molecular function (GO): protein binding
Source: RefSeq, a predicted model, not a curated record
ACUGGCCUCAGGAAAAGUUGCUCAAUGUUAAUGUUUGACAAGUAGGAAGAAGGGCCUUGGCCGCCAUAUCUCUCCGUCUUAGACAACACAACCGCUCGCUCUCAGUUCUCCUUCUACUUAAGAGUUUGUUUGCAGCUUUGUGAAAGAAUUGCAUAUUCAAAUCCGGAGGACAAACAGAAAAGACAUGAUGGAGGUGCUGGUGCUGAUCGACUUCGAGGGCACCAUGGGAGACGAGCUCACAGUGGGGAUGGGGGAUGUGGUCAAAAAUGUCACCAAGGCCAGCGAGGAGGGAUGGCUGGAGGGCGAGUUGAGAGGAAAGAGAGGGAUCUUCCCUGCCAACUUUGUCAAGGAGGUGCCGAUCUAUUUGAUGGGUGAUAUCAUGAGGGAACCACGAAGCAUUAGAAAAAGUACCCAAACGAAGAGGAUGAAACAGACCAGGAAAUGCGAGGUUGUGUAUGCCUACAACCCCAUGAAUGAAGAUGAGCUGAUGCUGGAAGUCGGGGAGACGAUAGAGAUCAUCAGAGAGAUUGAAGACGGAUGGUGGAUGGGUGUGAAAAAUGGCAAAGUGGGAGCAUUUCCGUCGAAUUUCGUCAAAGAGAUUUUCAUUUCCUCUAAAGAUGGCAAGCACAAUGACAGCAAGGCAAGACCCAAGCUCACUGAUGCGGUGUUCAAUAAGGACUUAUCUCAAAGGACAAGUGUGAGGAACAAAGCAAAACAUGUGGUGGAGUGUUGCCAAGUCAUGUUUGACUACAAGGCCAAAGCAGAGGACGAGUUGGAGAUGAAGAAAGGAGACGUUGUUGUGAUACUGAGCAAGGAAACAGAAGAUGAAGGCUGGUGGGAGGGAGAGCUAAACGGACGCUGUGGCUUCUUUCCUGAUAACUUUGUCAUGGUGAUACCACCAAUGGACAGUCUGCAAUCUGGGACCACAAGCCAACCACCUGCACGCAACACUGACAAGAAACUCUCAGUGAAGAUAGAGGCCUCAGCAAUGGAGAAAGGUGGUCCAAUAAAGACAAAGGAUGAUAAACCAGAGGUUAAGGACCUGAGAAGCAAUCCUCCAACCAAAGUCAAGCUGCCAAGCAUCAUCAAACCCAGCCCACCUCCAAUCAAAGACAAACCUAACAAGUUUUCGCCCAAAACCAAUGGCGAUGUGGCUCAUGUUACACCAAAGCAACCAGAGGUGAAAGAGGCUGACCAGUUUGAUGGAGUGGAUCUGCAGACUGAAAGGUUGAGUCAUCCCACAGCAAACAGAGCCAAACCCCCGCAGAGGAGACCACCAUCGGGCCUGGCCGCAGCAGCCCACGCACAGAAUGCGACUGACCAGACAGAACCAGAAUUAUCACCAAAAAAGAUUCAGACAGAGAAGUUACCCGGCUGGCAAAAGGGGACAGAAAAUCUCCUGCCAUCACCUGCGAAGCCUGAUCAGCGACCCAAGACGCCACCUCCAGUUCGACCAGCACCACCCAAAGUAGUCGUGGAUGGCAAAACUGUCACGCAUAAAGAAGAACCAACUAUGGAAAGCGUGCAGGCUGAAAUCAAAGAGCUGAGGAUGGCUCUGGAGCUGUUACAGACACGACAUGAGCGAGACAUCCUGGAAGUGAAAGAAGAACUGAGGGAGGAGAGAAACAAGCGAACGGCACUGCAGGAGGAAGUGCAAAGUCUGAGAAUGAAGCAUUAAUCCUGACGCAGACUGUGACUGGGCUGCCUGUCUGACACUGUGCCAUGCAGGCUCUCGUACUGCAAAUUUAAACAAUAUGAACAUUUUUCUGACUUGGAACGAGGAUGGAGGAGACGAGCAAGCUCUACGACUGCAGACACACAAGAGAGGGCUAAAUCAGAAAGUAUAGUUGGACAUAGGAUCAAACUCCUGCAUUGAACCAGAAAAACUUGAUCCUCAAAAAGACUUUUUAAUAAUGUAUUGUUGUUUGUUUUUUUUACAUAUUUGAAUGCUGGAAACAGGGUGGGAAAUUAACCUUUUUAAAAUGUGAACAUCUAUAAGCCUCUGACAUGAAAAUUCACAAGCGGCUCAAUAGUUAUUACUUAAAUUAUUUCAUAUUUUACCAGCAUUUGGCUCCUGACUACUGGUAAUUUCCCACCCUGGCUGGAAAUUACAAAUGGGUUAUUCUUGGUUGCAAAUUGUUUUACACUGUUCAUCUUUUUUUUUAUUAUUACCAUUUCUUUUAUCAUAAAAUUUACUGUAUGUAGCAUUUACAUAACUAAUGCCUCAACAGAACAUGUAUUAUAUGCAGCUGUACAUAGGAGGAAAUAUUAUGAGGUCUUUUGCAAAGACCUAAAAUGUAAUUUUAAGUCAUCCAGCCUGAAUGUUAAUACUACUGUCAAAAACAGGUGAUUUUCUACACCAGAAUGUAAUGCUGUACACGUCCACUGGGGGGCACUAUAUGAUAAUUCAACAUAAAGAGAAAUGCUGAACUUUUAAGUGAAUGCUGGAUACCGCCAAUCCAGCAUUUACUGAAAAGUUUAGUGACCUGGCACUAGUGACCUCACAUUAGAAAAACUCGCAAUAUAUUUUUAUUCAGAAGAGUAAAUGUGCUAAGAUUAAAGAUUUAAGAAAAUGUGCUGAUGUUAA